Messenger RNA from Bufo gargarizans (Asiatic toad), 736 nucleotides. It is a transcript of the gene RPL9, whose product is annotated as ribosomal protein L9. Gene Ontology annotation, molecular function: rRNA binding; structural constituent of ribosome. The coding region runs from base 94 to 672 and encodes 192 amino acids. Lineage: Eukaryota; Metazoa; Chordata; Amphibia; Anura; Bufonidae. The transcript is spliced from 7 exons. The record is from RefSeq and is a predicted model, not a curated record. Gene Ontology annotation, biological process: cytoplasmic translation. Gene Ontology annotation, cellular component: cytosolic large ribosomal subunit; ribosome.
CUGUAGGAGUUCUGUAGGGCUGGGCUGUAAUUCUUGUGCAUGUCGUCUUAAAUAUCUGGUCACAUUCACACAGUUGUCUUGCUCUCUUCCAGAAUGAAGACCAUUCUCAGCAACCAGACUGUUGACAUCCCUGAUAAGGUUGAUAUUUCCUUGAAGGGCCGCACAGUUACUGUGAAGGGGCCCAGAGGAACCCUGCGGAAAAACUUCAACCACAUCAAUGUAGAACUGUGCUUACUGGGCAAGAAGAAAAGGAGGCUCCGUGUUGACAAAUGGUGGGGUAACCGGAAGGAGCUGGCCACAGUGCGCACAAUCUGCAGCCAUGUUCAAAAUAUGAUCAAGGGUGUCACUCUGGGUUUUCGUUACAAGAUGAGAUCCGUGUACGCUCACUUUCCCAUUAACGUAGUUCUUCAGGAAAGUGGGGCACUCGUGGAGAUCAGAAACUUCUUGGGUGAAAAGUACAUCCGCAGGGUGCGCAUGAGACCAGGUGUUGUCUGUUCCUUGUCACAAGCCCAGAAGGAUGAACUUAUUCUUGAAGGCAAUGACAUUGAACUUGUUUCAAACUCUGCUGCUUUGAUCCAGCAAGCCACCACAGUAAAGAACAAGGAUAUCCGAAAGUUCUUGGAUGGUAUCUACGUGUCCGAGAAGGGAACAGUUCAGCUGGCUGAAGAAUAGAAGUUUGGCCGGAAAUGUCUGAACUGUGUGCUGCAUCAACAAUAAAGACCAUUUAUCUAAUUUA